Molecule: messenger RNA, 687 nt
Organism: Racocetra fulgida
Lineage: Eukaryota; Fungi; Glomeromycota; Glomeromycetes; Diversisporales; Gigasporaceae
Source: the annotation of a GenBank genome assembly
AUGUCGGAUACUAAUCAAGUUCGUGACCACCGCAAAAUUGCCCAAGAGUUAGACUUAUAUAUUUUGGAUGAAAGGGCAGGGCAAGUAAUAAUCCGUAAUCAAAUACAAAAAUUUUUGCAGCAGAAACAAAAAAAAUUCGGUUUUCAAGAAGUAAUUACCCCAAUUUUAGGCAGUGAAUAUUUAUAUGAAACUAGCGGGCAUUUACAACAUUAUCGCGAUUAUAUGUUUCCGAGUUUUGGUCGCGAUAACGAAACUUUUCGUUUGCGUCCUAUGACCUGUCCUCAUCAUUGUUUAAUUUAUCGGCAAAAACCUCGCUCUUACCGAGAUUUACCUUGGCGUCUUUGCGAAAAUUCUUUCCUGUAUCGUUACGAAGCCUCCGGGGCUUUAAAAGAAACGCUUUUAAAAGAGGCCUUAACCGAAUUAGGACUAAAUUAUAUUGUUCUAAAAGGAGAAGCGGCGUUUUACGGUCCCAAAUUGGAUUUAGAAAUAGAAGCGGCUGAUGGUAAAAAUAUCACAAUUGCCACGAUACAGUUAGAUUUUGUUCUACCUCUAAAAUUUAACUUGAAGUAUAUAAAUAAGAGGCAAGAAUUAAUCACACCAGUUAUUAUUCACCAGUCUCCAAUCGGCACCUAUCAAAGAUUUAUUGCCUUACUAUUGGAAAAAACCGACGGAAGAUUGCCUUUUUGA